AUGCGCUCCUCGACGCUCACUCUCGCCUCCCUCCUCUCUACCUCCCACGCCGGAGCCCAUCGUCCCCGCCCCGUCGACCAAAGCAUCAAUCCUCGCGCCGAAUACAUCGGCGGCUGGGCCUGGUCUACCACCGACAUCUGCAGCGGCGCGUGGUCCAGCUCAUGCGGCACGAGCAACAACAGCUGUUGUCCGACGGGAGAGACGUGUUUUGGAACCGGUGGAUUGCCUCAACAAACUUCUUACACUCCCAGCAUGCGCGGACCAGUCAAUGGAAAUCCCCCUACAGCGGCGACGGGGGUCUGUCUCGUCGCCGAUCAAGGGGUUCCCGCCACCGAGAUCCUGACAGCUGCAUAUCGCGCGCCCAACCCCACUCGGGUCUCUGACACCGUCAUAAAAUACCCAACCUACACCCAAUCCGGCUCCUCCUCGACGGCCAUCUCCAACACAACCACCACAACCGUCAACAACGACACCAGCACCACCAACCACGGCGUCAAGCUGAGCAACCGUUCAAUCGUCGGCAUCGUCAUCGGCGGCAUCGCCCUAAUCCUCGCCCUCUUCUUCUCCUGGAGCGUCGUAAAACGGUACAAGCUAAACAAAGCAGCGGGAACACCGAGGUUUGACCUACCACCUAUCAUCGAGCCGCCGGAGAAUAGACCAAUGUACGUCAGCACCGGGAUGGCGUAUUACGAUUCCCCACACGGCGCUCGCCCGGAAAUGGGAAAUGUCGGCUCCAGUCGCUACUCCAACAGCAACCUGGCAUCCUCCGGCUACGCCGAGGGGGGAGCUCCUGGCACGGCGACGCCGAAUGGCCUGGCUCAGUCCCAGGCUGAGUCGCAGCAAACGCAGACGCAAAGCCCGGUACCGGCGAGCGCGGUGCCGGUGGGUCCUAUGUCGCCGCCGCCGCUGCCGCCGUAUGGGAGUCCCCCCCCACCCGCGCAGUAUAGGGAGUUGCAUGCGCAGGCUGCUUUGCCAGGGGAGCUGGAUAGUAGGAGUGCUGCGGCUGGGUUGAAGAGGAGACCAGUGGAACAGGGGAUGGAAGGGAGACAGGAGUUGGAAGGAGGAGGAGGACAGAGAGGGGGUGAGAGCACGGCUGGGAGGAUGGAGAUGUGA
Messenger RNA from Pseudogymnoascus verrucosus, 1113 nucleotides. RefSeq lists its product as uncharacterized. The record is from RefSeq and is a predicted model, not a curated record. NCBI's taxonomy places the organism in Eukaryota, Fungi, Ascomycota, Leotiomycetes, Thelebolales, Thelebolaceae. The coding region runs from base 1 to 1113 and encodes 370 amino acids. The transcript has 4 exons.